AUGGCCUUUAUCCGCCCCUACAAGGCGUCCGACUUUGCCGCGACAGGCCACAUCUGCCGCGCGACGCUCCCGCCGUCCCUCGAGCGCUCCGAGGCGGCAACCAGAACGGCGCCCUACAUCUGGACGCACCAGUUCACGCUUCUGUCCCCGGAGACGUGCCACAUCCUCGACGACGGCCAGGGCACGGCGGUGGGCUACUGCAUCGGCUGCCCCAACGUCAACGACCUGGCCGACGCCUAUCCGCGCUACGUGGCCGAGGUGCUCGAGAUGUCGCCGGAGCUCGCGGGGCGGAAGCCCGAGAGCCUCGAGACCAAGGCGCCGUGGACCCUGCCCGGCACGGGCGAGGUCAACGAGGAGGCGCUGCUGCAGCAGGCCUUCAACCCGACGUGGCUGGUGCUCGACGAGGAGCGCAGAGACCUGUGGGGCGCGUGGAGGGCGACGAUGCACAUCGACCUGCUGGGGCCGUGGCAGGGCAAGGGGUGGGGGAGGAAGCUGGUCGAGAGAUUCGUCGAGAGCCUGAGGGAGGCGGACCGGCAGAAGGGCGACGGGGGCCGGGAGAGGCUGUACGGGAAGGGCGUGCACAUCGGCGUCGGGGGCGAGAACGACAAGGUGGUGCCGUUCUACGAGAAGCUGGGCUUCCGGGUGUAUCCGACGGAGGAGAAGGGCUCGAUCUGGAUGACGCGGGACGUCGAGUAG
Messenger RNA from Colletotrichum higginsianum IMI 349063, 696 nucleotides. RefSeq names its product Acetyltransferase. The record is from RefSeq and is a predicted model, not a curated record. NCBI's taxonomy places the organism in Eukaryota, Fungi, Ascomycota, Sordariomycetes, Glomerellales, Glomerellaceae. The transcript has 2 exons. Gene Ontology annotation, molecular function: acyltransferase activity, transferring groups other than amino-acyl groups. Bases 1 to 696 code for a protein of 231 amino acids.